Volvox carteri f. nagariensis is the source of this 1289-nucleotide messenger RNA. RefSeq lists its product as uncharacterized. NCBI's taxonomy places the organism in Eukaryota, Viridiplantae, Chlorophyta, Chlorophyceae, Chlamydomonadales, Volvocaceae. The record is from RefSeq and is a predicted model, not a curated record. The coding region runs from base 552 to 1289 and encodes 245 amino acids. The transcript has 5 exons.
CAGGAUCGUCUUGCAGCGUGUUAACACAAAACUGAGCACUUAGGGGGUGCUUCCAUUUAGGAUUAACAUCGCAGGUGUCUUUAAUCCGCCGCUAACCCCGCCAUGGGAAUUUUUCAUAGGUCUGGAUUAAGGAACGAAUUAUGAUAAGUACAACGUGAUUAUCGACUUAUAUAUAUAUAAUACAUCCGUGGUGGCGAAUUUAACACUCGACGGCCACCGAGUAGUUCACAUUUUCCACCAAAUCUGCGCCUAUAGAGUAGGACGGAUGUUCGCAUACAAUCUCAAUGUAGUAAUCUAAUUGUAAUCGGCGAAAAGCUCCUAUACGGGCGUACAACGGUCGCUAAUCCCGGCAGCCGUAACCUUCCUAAUGCAUGCUCAUCCGCGGGAUGUUUCCAUUUGCCACGGAUUAAGCCCUAAUCUGUGACGUUAAUCCUAAGUGGAAACAUCCCCUUGGUGUGCCGACCUGCAAUUCGUAAUUUUGCUGCUAUUCACCCAAGAAAUCUGCAACAAAAUGUAGCCGUCCUCGGAAUGUUGUUAUGGAUUGAGCAAGCAUGUGUAAGAGCAUUAGCUGGAGUCAAGUAGCGGUUCUUGUGCUUCAGGUUGCCGUUGCGCAAUCGCUUCCAAUAAUUCGCCCUGUCCUUCCACGGGGCCAGCAUUGCUGUCCUGUGGAAAGGGGCAUCUUAUGGAAGAAAGAUAUACGCGGGCUUGAUUCGUCCGCGUCAAGCAUGCUAGCACCUCUUCUCAAUUACCGCUUUCUUUUACCUGAGCUGCAGCUCAGGGAUGCCGUUGGGCACCAUGGGAAUGCUCUUCGGCUUCGUAAGUUCGUCUCCGAACUGAUAUCAGGAAUCCGGCCUCUGAGAGUUGGUGUCCUGGGAGGGAGUAUCAGCUGGGGUGAGGAGGCCACCGUGCGCGGCCACACUGACUGGUUCUCCAUCUUCACAGAUUGGCUGCCGCGUGUAUCAGCUCGCAAUGGCUGUGUGCCCGGCACCACCUCGACCUACUCGUUGCUAUGUUUGGAGGAGCUGGUGGACCAGGAGGUGGAUUUAGUCCUCGUGGAGUAUGGUGUCAAUGAUGUCUUUGCCGACCAGCUGGUUCACAACACCGCGGUGAUGGGCUUGGAGAGGUUGUUGAGGCGGCUGAUGGAACUGCCGGGUUGGCCAGCAGUGGUGGGGGUGGCGGUGCCGCGUAUCAAGACCUCCUCGUUUGGCGCCUUCCAUGCAACCAGUCUUGCAAGACACAACCUGGGCGGGCGAGCCGGCCGGCAUUCAUCGUUGCCGCGCAUUCCCUAG